Dipodomys spectabilis (banner-tailed kangaroo rat) is the source of this 3304-nucleotide messenger RNA. It is a transcript of the gene Psd3, whose product is annotated as pleckstrin and Sec7 domain containing 3. The transcript is spliced from 13 exons. Bases 176 to 1642 code for a protein of 488 amino acids. Gene Ontology annotation, molecular function: phospholipid binding; guanyl-nucleotide exchange factor activity; protein binding. The record is from RefSeq and is a predicted model, not a curated record. NCBI's taxonomy places the organism in Eukaryota, Metazoa, Chordata, Mammalia, Rodentia, Heteromyidae. Gene Ontology annotation, biological process: regulation of ARF protein signal transduction.
UUUAUACUCUGCACAGAAGCAGCCUUAGAAGUACGCUAAAGAGCCCUUGCAGAAGAUGAAAGUUCCCUGAGCAGAUGGAAUGGGAGAAUGUGCUUUGUCUUCCUGACAAGUUUGUGGACAGUGCUGACCAAGCAAUGCUGGGGUGAGAACAACACAUCCAGAAGCUCAUUCUGAAAUGGGGAGCACUGAAAUUCUGGAAAAGGAGACUACAGAGAGUCUUAGUAAUGGUACCAGCAGCAACUUGGAAGCUGCCAAAAGACUGGCCAAACGCCUUUAUCAUCUAGACAGAUUCAAAAAAUCGGAUGUUGCAAAACACCUAGGCAAAAACAAUGAAUUUAGCAAACUGGUUGCAGAAGAAUAUCUGAAGUUCUUUGAUUUUACAGGAAUGACACUAGAUCAGUCUCUCAGGUAUUUCUUUAAAGCAUUUUCUCUCGCUGGAGAAACUCAAGAACGAGAAAGAGUAUUAAUACAUUUCUCCAAUCGAUACUUUUACUGUAACCCAGAGGCCAUUGCUUCACAAGAUGGAGUACAUUGCCUCACCUGUGCGAUGAUGCUGCUUAAUACAGACCUCCAUGGCCAUAAUAUUGGAAAGAAGAUGACCUGCCAAGAGUUCAUUGCAAAUCUUCAAGGAGUAAAUGAAGGUGUUGAUUUCUCCAAGGAUCUGCUGAAAGCUCUGUACAAUUCAAUCAAGAAUGAGAAACUUGAAUGGGCAGUAGAUGAUGAAGAGAAAAAAAAAUCUCCUUCGGAAGGUACUGAUGAGAAGGCCAAUGGAACGCAUCCAAAGACCAUCAGCCGAAUUGGCAGUACAACUAACCCAUUUUUGGACAUUCCUCAUGACCCAAAUGCUGCUGUGUACAAAAGUGGAUUCUUGGCUCGGAAAAUCCAUGCAGAUAUGGAUGGAAAGAAGACUCCAAGAGGAAAGCGAGGAUGGAAAACCUUUUAUGCUGUCCUGAAGGGAACUGUCCUUUACUUGCAAAAGGAUGAAUACAAGCCAGAGAAAGCCUUGUCUGAGGAGGACUUGAAGAACGCUGUGAGUGUGCACCACGCCCUGGCUUCCAAGGCCACCGACUAUGAGAAGAAGCCCAAUGUGUUUAAGCUCAAAACUGCCGACUGGAGGGUCCUGCUCUUCCAAACCCAGAGUCCUGAGGAGAUGCAAGGAUGGAUAAACAAAAUUAAUUGUACUGCAGCAGUAUUUUCUGCACCACCAUUUCCAGCAGCCAUUGGGUCUCAAAAGAAGUUCAGCCGCCCACUUCUGCCUGCCACUACAACGAAAUUAUCUCAGGAGGAACAGCUGAAGUCUCAUGAAAGCAAACUGAAGCAGAUUACCACAGAGCUGGCUGAGCACCGCUCAUAUCCUCCUGACAAGAAGGUCAAAGCCAAGGAUGUAGAUGAAUACAAGCUGAAAGAUCACUAUCUGGAGUUUGAGAAAACCCGUUAUGAAAUGUAUGUCAACAUUCUGAAAGAAGGGGGCAAGCAACUCCUGAGUAAUGAGGAAAGUGAGACCGCAGGACUGAAGAAGUCACAUUCAAGCCCUUCGUUGAACCCAGAUUCUUCUCCAAUCACCGCCAAGGUCAAGCGCAAUGUGUCAGAGAGGAAGGACCACCGACCUGAAACACCAAGCAUUAAGCAAAAAGUUACUUAAAAUCAGUCUGCGGCCAGGAAGUGCUGGUCAUGGAGCAAAAUAGGGGUUUUCAAGAUCUUUCUGGUAAUCCGUGAAUAUAUUUAAAAAAAAAUUCUGUGACUAAAUGGUGCAUUAGUAACUUUUUCUAUUUGUAUUUUUUGUUAGUUUCUGUAGAGAUGGUCUUUGCUCUUGAUUUCUGUGCUUUCUAUGAUGACUUUUGCGACUCAGUAACUAAUGCACCUUUUUUGUGUGUGAGGAGGCAGAGGAUCCUGAUUCCACAGUCUCGUAUCCCUUCUCCUUUGAUUUUGUUUUGUUUGUACUUUGCUCAGUUUUAUGUAUUCGCAAUUAACUGGUCUACUUUUUUUUUUAAGAUUGAAAAAUUCAAUCCAUUGUGAAACUUAACUGGAGAAACAUUGUGGUUUAGUAAAUUCUAGCCAGAAUUAGCCUAAGUCUUUAUAUGGGAAAUCUCACCCAGUCACAGAGGUGAAAUUGAGUACUGACUGACACAUGCUUAAGUAAGAAUUACAGUACUGGGAGUCAAGUUGUUGCGAAGUGAUGCACCUAGAUGCGCAUCUUAGCACGAAUUGUUGAGUUCCGACCUGCUGGAAGCAGGGCAAAAAGGGUAUGGAGAUCACAGGACUAGAGAACUUCUGGAAGCACAUUUCCUUGCUUAUGGUGUGAACUCCACUCCAGCAAGUAAGGGAUAGAAGAAGUGGACUCAUUUUGCCCUUUGAAGUCUAAGGUUAGAUUGCUAUGGAGUUAACUCUGUUUUCUAAAUAUAGAGACAAUAAUUUGCUCUUGGGAAGCUACAGCAGUAGAUAUGAGUAUGGUCUGCAAGAAGUUGUUACCUCACUCCCACAGGGUCUAGACUAGGAAUCCAGAAUCAUCUCUAUCAGUCAUAAUUUUCCAUUCAGAAACAGAUUCUUUUUACUCUACACACACAUGUAUAGGGGGGAUCAUCUCUUGAUUGAAACAAAAUAAUGAUGAACAUGGAACCCCUUUUGUGCUUUCGUAAAGUCAAGACAAAACUAGGGAGUAGAUAGCAGGUUUAGUUCUUUAGCAAUGGGUAUUGAUUCCUUAAACUAAAUCUGAAAGGAGUAUCUGGCUGGAUGGUUGAUAGUAAAGGGAGAAAUCUGCCAGUUGCAUAGACUGUUUACUAGUCUAUUCUUAUCUCCCUCUCUUCAAUAACCACUUUACUCUGUCACCAUUACACUUCUUCCUAAAAUAUUCUUUGUCUAUUUUAUCAUUUCUUUCUGUGUAUUCAAAAUAGUACUGUUCACCUCACAGUCACAAGCUUGCUAUGGUGACAGUCCCUUUGAAACCCAGGGUAAUAACAGAAUAAAUGCUCUUGGACAGAGGAAGAGAAGGAAAUGAAAGUUGAGCCCUCUGGACUUGAGGUUGAUUUCCAACCUCAACACUCUGUAUUCCCUAAAACCGUCAUCUUCCCAGAUAAUAAUACAACUUCAAGACUAAUGAGAUUACUUCAAUAUUUGUUUCUUCCCAUAGAAAUCUUCUCUACUUUUACUUAGUUUACUAGUUGAAGGUACUAUGACCAAAGCAUUAGCUGCUCUGCAUGAAUAGCAUGGUCCCAGUGGAUUAGGGGAAGCCUGCUAAAGAAUCAUGGUAGUUUUAGUGACACUAUUAGGGUGUACUAGCACUUAUUUAUUAAUGUUUACUUUCUGU